UUUCUCUCUCACAGGUCUGGAGGCCAAAGUAGUUGCUGGCAGGGCUGUAUUCCCUCUGGAUGCUCAAGGGGAGAACCCUAAAGGGGACCUCUGGCCACUGCCAGCUAAGCAGAUGGACAACAGGAAAUGCCAGCCUUUCUGAUGUUUUGAGAGAAUCUGGAAAUCUGCUCAUUUACGUGGAACCCUCUGAUUCUUAAGUCGGAGCAACUAAUUCAAGCUUUUAAAACCCCCUGAGUGAAAUCACUAAGUUGAUGUGUUAGGGGACCCCAGCCUCCAUCCCCCAACAAAGAUGAUUAAUUAAACAGCUAUCCAUGAACAAAAACAACUCUAGGAGAGCUCAGGAGUCCACUUAAGAAACUUCAGUAACACAGUGGAACAAAAAACUUGAGAAUAACUACACAAGAAGAGAGGGAAGACAGCUUCAUUCUUCCUGCAUCAUCCUGUCAUCCCCAGCAAGAAAGAGUUUCCCUCACUGGGAAAGGGAGAGUGGGGUGAGUGACCAGUUUCCCUAGCCUCUUUGGGCACCGCACAAAGGACCCACUUUGGUUUCACCCCACCCAGAGACCAGCAAAGGUGAGAUGAAUAGAAACAGCUAGGAACAAGGAAGAAGGACAGGGGCUCCCACCAGCCAUGUAGUGGGAGCGACCAUGGUUCUUUGUGGCCUGCUCUGCAGAGGACCCCAGCAGCUUUCACUACUGAAGAAACCAAUGGCCAGCACAGCUGCUGCAAACCUCCUGCAGAUUUUAGAGCUGAGGUUUUGCUCUACAGGUUUUUGCAUUCAUAGACACCAGGCACCUGAGCCCUCUUGCUUCCUCCAUCCCCACCCCGUCCUCAACAAGGAUCUGCACGGGCAACUGGCCCAGGCCUCUGCAGCUGCAUAAGUGCAAAACGCCAGACUAGACCACUAUGGUUGACCCCUACCACUGUGCAUACACUCAGGACUAGCCUCCAGCUGUGCACAUGUGUGCCAUCAACCUGAUUCCCAUCACCAGCCUCCACUGCCAUGUGUGCCCCCAUGGUGAGACCCUGCAGCCCUAAGAGUGCACAUCAACAGCCAGGGCUCAGGUAGCUGCUAGUGUGCCCACAGUUGACACUUGUCCUUCCUGCUGGCCCUGACCCUUGUCAUGAGUGUGUCUGCAACUGGACACUGCUACUACCCAGGCACCUGCAGCUGGCCCCUGAAGCUGUGUAUGUGCAUACCACUGGUUCUAGCCACCACCACUGCAUAACUUGGUCCCUAGCUGCUGGACCUGGAGGCCCCACUGAAGACCUCGAGAGUCCUUGCAGCCAUUGUGGACUCCCUGCAGCAGUUGUCACCAAGGACCACACAACUGUUGAUGUCAUGGAUCUAGCAGCCUGAGCCAAUGAGACAUCACCUCUCCUCUGGACCCAAAGCCACCAUACUCCCCACACUUGGUGCUCUGCAUCACUAGAUCCAGUGUGCCCCCCACCCCACUGCAGGUGAAGGUCUUUCUUACUGAAGUCAGUCCAUAAAAUCUGGAAAUGUGCAGAAAGCUAUGCAAGGCACAGAGAUUUUGAAGAAUUGGGGAAACAUCACAUCAUCAAAGGAACACAGUAAAUUUCCAGCAACUGACCCACAAAAAAUGAGAUACAUGAAUUGCCUGACAAAAAAAUCAAAAUUAUUGUUCUAAAGAUGCUCAGAAAGCUACAGGAUAACACAGAUAAACAAUUUAAUGAAAUCAGGAAAACAAUACAAGAACAAAAUGAAAAUUUCAACAAAGAAAUAUAAAACAUAAAAAGAACCAAACAAAAUUUUGGAGCUGAAGAAUUCAAUGGCUGAAAAAUUCAAUAGAGAGAAUCAACACCAGCUGGACCAAGCAGAAGAGAAAAUCAGUGAACUAGAAGACAGAUCAUUUGAAAUUAUCUAAUCAGUGGAGCAGGAAGAAAAAAGAAUUAAAAGGAAUGAGGAAACCUAUGGGGCUCAUUAAGAGAAACAAUCUAUGCAUUAUUGAAGCCCAAGAAGGAAAAUAGGGGGAGAAAGUGGCAGAGGGUUUAUUUAAAGAAACAGUAGCUGAGAACUUCCCAAACCUUGGAGAGAGAUUUAGACAUCUAAGUUCAUGAAGCUACUAGGUCACCCCAAAAUGAUCUUCUCCAAGACACAUUAUAAUAAACUAUCUAAAAGCAAAGACAAAGAGAUCAUUUUAAAAGCAGCAAGAGAAAAAAUUUCUGUCAUACAAGAGAAUCCCAAUAAGGCCAUGAGUGGAUUUCUCAGCAGAAACCUUGCAGGCCAGGAGAGAGUAGAAUGAUAUAUUCAAAGUGCUGAAAGGAAAAACUACCAACAAAGAAUGCUUUACUUGGCAAAGUGUCUUUCAGAAAUGAAGGCAAGAUAAAGACUUUCCCACACAAACAAAAAGAGAGCUCAUUACUACUAGAUCUACCUUAUGAGAUAUGCUGAAAGGAGUUCUUUAAGCUGAAGCAAAAUGACACUAAUUAGUAAUAUGAAAACACGUGAAUAUAUAUAACACACUGGUAAAGGCUGGCCUGAUCCGUAUGGAGGAGGAGGAGUUCUUUAUCGAGCCCCUGGAGAAGGGUCUGGCGGCAAAUGAGACUGAGCAGGGCCGUGUGCAUGUGGUGUAUCGCCGGCCGCCCAGCUCCAGACCCCCUCCUCUGGGGGGGCCACAGGCCCUGGACACAGGGAUCUUCCCGGGCAGCCUGGACAGCUUCAGCCGUGCCCUGGGCAUCCUGGAGGAGCGAGUCAACAGCUCCAGGCAGAGGGUGCGCAGACAUGCUGCCGACGACGACUACAACAUCGAGGUCCUGCUGGGGGCGGAUGACUCUGUGGUCCAGUUCCACGGGAAGGAGCAUGUGCAGAAGUACCUGCUCACCCUCAUGAACAUUGUCAAUGAAAUUUAUCACGAUGAGUCCUUGGGGGCCCACAUCAAUGUCGUCCUGGUGCGGAUAAUCCUGCUGAGCUACGGGAAGUCCCUGAGCCUCAUUGAGAUUGGGAACCCCUCUCAGAGUCUGGAGAACGUUUGCCGCUGGGCCUACCUCCAGCAGAAGCCAGACUCCGGCCACGAUGAGUACCAUGAUCAUGCCAUAUUCCUCACACGGCAGGACUUCGGGCCUUCAGGCAUGCAAGGCUAUGCUCCUGUCACUGGGAUGUGCCACCCCGUCCGCAGCUGCACCCUGAACCAUGAGGACGGCUUCUCCUCAGCGUUCGUGGUGGCCCAUGAGACUGGCCACGUGCUGGGCAUGGAGCAUGAUGGGCAGGGCAACCGCUGCGGUGAUGAGGUGCGGUUGGGCAGCAUCAUGGCGCCCCUGGUGCAGGCAGCCUUCCAUCGCUUCCACUGGUCCCGCUGCAGCCAGCAGGAGCUGAGCCGCUACCUGCACUCCUAUGACUGCCUGCGGGAUGACCCCUUCACCCACGACUGGCCAGCGCUGCCCCAGCUCCCGGGGCUGCACUACUCCAUGAACGAACAGUGCCGCUUUGACUUCGGCCUUGGCUACAUGAUGUGUACCGCGUUCCGGACCUUUGACCCUUGCAAGCAGCUGUGGUGCAGCCACCCUGACAACCCUUACUUUUGCAAGACGAAGAAGGGGCCUCCCCUGGAUGGGACCAUGUGUGCACCUGGCAAGCACUGCUUUAAAGGACACUGCAUCUGGCUGACACCUGACAUCCUCAAGCGAGAUGGCAACUGGGGCGCCUGGAGUCCCUUCGGCUCCUGCUCACGUACCUGCGGCACAGGUGUGAAGUUCAGGACCCGUCAGUGCGACAACCCACACCCAGCCAAUGGGGGCCGCACCUGCUCAGGCCUUGCCUACGAUUUCCAGCUCUGCAACUCCCAGGACUGCCCUGACGCCCUGGCUGACUUCCGUGAGGAGCAGUGCCGGCAAUGGGACCUAUACUUCGAGCAUGGUGACGCCCAGCACCACUGGCUGCCCCACGAGCACCGGGAUGCCAAAGAGAGAUGCCACCUCUACUGUGAGUCCAAGGAGACUGGGGAGGUGGUGUCCAUGAAGCGCAUGGUGCAUGAUGGGACGCGCUGUUCUUACAAGGAUGCCUUCAGCCUCUGCGUGCGCGGGGACUGCAGGAAGGUGGGCUGCGACGGGGUGAUCGGCUCCAGCAAGCAGGAGGACAAGUGUGGUGUGUGUGGAGGGGACAACUCCCACUGCAAGGUGGUCAAGGGCACAUUCACACGCUCGCCCAAGAAGCUCGGUUACAUCAAGAUGUUUGAGAUCCCGGCAGGAGCCAGACACCUGCUUAUCCAGGAGGUGGACACCACCAGCCACCACCUGGCCGUCAAGAACCUGGAGACAGGCAAGUUCAUUUUAAAUGAAGAGAAUGACGUGGAUCCCAACUCCAAAACCUUCAUUGCCAUGGGUGUGGAGUGGGAGUACCGGGAUGAGGAUGGCCGGGAGACGCUGCAGACCAUGGGCCCCCUCCAUGGGACCAUCACUGUGCUGGUCAUCCCGCAGGGGGACGCCCGCAUCUCGCUGACCUACAAAUACAUGAUCCAUGAGGACUCGCUCAAUGUGGAUGGCAACAAUGUCCUGGAGGACAAUUCCGUGGGCUACGAGUGGGCUCUGAAGAAGUGGUCUCCCUGCUCCAAGCCCUGCGGUGGAGGGUCCCAGUUCACCAAGUAUGGCUGCCGCCGGAGGCUGGACCACAAGAUGGUGCACCGAGGCUUCUGCGAUUCCCUCUCGAAGCCUAAAGCCAUCCGCCGGGCUUGCAACCCACAGGAGUGCUCCCAGCCCGUGUGGGUCACGGGCGAGUGGGAGGCAUGCAGUCAGAGCUGUGGGCGGACGGGCAUGCAGGUUCGCUCCGUGCGCUGCGUUCAGCCGCUGCACAACAACACCACCCGCUCCGUGCACACCAAGCACUGCAAUGACGCCCGACCCGAGGGCCGCCGGGCCUGCAACCGUGAGCUCUGUCCUGGUCGGUGGCGGACCGGACCCUGGUCCCAGUGUUCGGUAACCUGUGGCAACGGCACCCAGGAACGGCCGGUGCUCUGCCGAACCAUGGACGACAGCUUCGGUGUCUGCCGGGAGGAGCGGCCUGAGACGGCCAGGAUCUGCAGGCUUGGCCCCUGUCCCCGAAACGUCUCCGAUCCCUCCAAGAAGAGCUACGUAGUUCAAUGGCUGUCCCGACCAGACCCCAACUCACCAGUCCAGAAGACCUCGUCAAAGGGCCGCUGCCAAGGUGACAAGUCAAUGUUCUGUAGGAUGGAAGUCUUGUCUCGCUAUUGCUCCAUCCCAGGCUACAAUAAGCUGUGCUGCAAAUCCUGUAACCUGCAAGACAACCUCACCAAUGUGGACGACAGGGCAGAACCACCCUCUGGGAAGCACAAUGACAUUGAAGAGCUCAUGCCCACCCUCCCAGUGCCCACUCUAGUCAUGGAGGUGCAGCCUCCGCCAGGCACACCCCUGGAGGUGCCUCUCAAUACUUCCAGCACCAGUGCCACCGAGGACCAUCCGGAAACCAAUGCUGUGGAUGUGCCCUACAAAAUCCAGGGCCUGGAGGAUGAAGUCCAGCCACCCAACCUAAUCCCUCGACGACCGAGCCCAUACGAAAAGACCAGGAACCAAAGAAUCCAAGAGCUCAUUGAUGAGAUGAGGAAGAAGGAGAUGCUCGGAAAGUUCUAAUAAAAUGGAAAGAUAGCAUCAAUAGCAUUUUUUUUUCUUGCUUAUAGAGAUAUUCCAUGGGAUGGCAACUCCUGUGUUGUGGAGAUGAAGUCAGAUUCCUGAUUUCAAAAGGUUUGGGGAAAACAAAGAGGGAGAAUAAUGUAAAAAGAAAAAAAAAAAAAAUAUAUAUAUAUAUAUGUCCUGUACUGAGGUGGAGUGUGGGUUGGAGAGGAAUAUAGAGGUUCUACAACCCCCAUUGAUGAGGGAAGGCAGGAGGGAUAACUCGGAGAGAGAAAACGUUUGCCCCAAGUUUCUGAGCAAGUGAUUGGGAAUCUUCUUUUCCUUGUGGUGACAACCUUGCUGGAGACACAGGACAUUUCCUGCCAAUCUGCAGACUGAGACACAAGCCCCAUGGGACUCUUGGGAGAAACGAUGAUUUAUUUACUAAGUGACCAGUCACUAAGAUGAGUGCGGUGAAGUGGAGGCCAUGAACUCCAGUCUUCGAGGUGGUGAGGCAGGUGAUGAAGAUGAGUGUGGUGGCCAGCUGGCACUCCCAGGCUCUCCCAGGCCUCUUUUAGCUUCACUAACCCUGGCCUUGCUUGUCGCCUCUGGCCAGCCUGGCCUCAGACCCGGGGCUCCCCAGAGAGGCUCUCCCCUUCCCCAAGUGCACUGGAAGGAUGAGGGAGGCAUGCACUCUGCUGGAAAGUCCAGUGAGUGGGCAAGGCUCACUUUUUUGUGUGUGUGAACAUGCAGCUUAAACUUCCCAAAAUUACAAGACCCAAGCCCAUUAGCUCCUUAGCUGGGCCUAGCCUGCCAUGUAAUUCUUAAGCUUUUCAUGUCCAGGAAAGUUCUAAAGCCUUUGUAUUCUCACCAGUCAUAGAUCUUAGAGAACUCUUUCUUAUUUCAUUCCCCAUUCUGUGGAUGAGAAUACUGGGCUCACAAUAGGUGCUAAAACCCUUUAUCGGAACCUGUGCAUGUGUGUGUGUGUGAACCUCUGCAAGAGGUCCAAGGGACAGAGUAAGGGGGUAAGAAACAGUGAAGGGACAUCUGGGAUGAUGCUUAACCUUCCAAAUGGUUGAAAACUAGCCUCCCCAUCUCCCCAGCGUAGCCUACCUCUCUCCCCUCUGCCACCAUGUUCCACACUUGCUCAUACAUGUCCCAGUGUCUCCAAGGAGCUUGCUGGCUCCUAAGAACCAAACUGGAGAAACCUUUCUGAAUUCUCUCAUAGUAUCACUUCUUUAACAAGAUGUAGUGUGAAGCACUUCUGCACCCUCGUCUCUUUAUCAUUAGGAAAUGUAUCCACGGCUUUCCCUCGUUGGUUGAACCCAUGGCAGCUGGUGCUACUCACGGGCUGAAGGACUGGGCAGUGCUUGCUUGGGUCCAUCCUGGAAUGUCGAGGAAGCUCCGGACUAACCCUAGCCAGAGUAUUACUCAGUUUACCCAGCUUGGGGGCCACAGAAUGGGAACACUCCCUUCUCAGAUCACAGCAGAGCAGGGCUGUGUGUCUUAGGGGCUGGAAGACUUUAGGGAGGGGCCCCAGGUGGGACACACCCAGGGGGAUCUCUCUUCUGCUGCAGGAAGAAAGAUGCCCUCUGGGAACUGUAGGCCAAGUGGCCACGGCCCCAUAUGCCAUACUCAGUGCCUUGGGCCAUAUAUCCACAAAGUUCUCUAGACUAGAUGGUCCUCAGAAGUCUCUCUGUGUAUGAAGGCAGUGUUCACCCGCUCUGAGACACUGCAAAUUUCCACUGAGCUUGAGACAGGUGGAGAGCUGGCUUAGCAACAGUCCGGAGCUUCCAGAGCUGGCUGAGAGGCUUCUGCAGUCUGGGGAAGGCAGAGGAUGUCUUUGAGCCAAGGUUUCCCAACACCAGGUUGAGACUCAGAGGUCCUCUUUGUCCACUGCUCUGCAAAGUCAGCUGAGGGGCCCAAGAGUCACUUCAUGUUCGUGGGAAGACUAGUGCUGGAGUUUUGGGACCUGGCUCUCGGAUCUACUCCUUUUGGAAAACCCAUGGAAUUUCACGUAUAAGCCUUUCAUGUGUACUAUAAAGUCGUUUGUUUGUUUGUCUGGAGUAUAUUAUAAAUGGUGCUCAAUAGCAAAGUCUUUAUCAGAUGAAGCAUUACGACUAUGUACUCCUGUCUGACAGGCAGCUGCCACAUGGGUCAUUUUGGUGCUGAACUCACAUCACAACAUUUUAUCUUACUGAUGACAGCAGGCAGUACGUUUGUUUUUCUGUAUAGUAAAAUUUGGCCCCUUGGUUUUAUAACUUAUUAAAGUCAAAAUGUCUGUGUUUUUGCA
This is a messenger RNA of Orcinus orca (killer whale), 7876 nucleotides long. It is a transcript of the gene ADAMTS2, whose product is annotated as ADAM metallopeptidase with thrombospondin type 1 motif 2. Gene Ontology annotation, molecular function: zinc ion binding; metalloendopeptidase activity. The coding region runs from base 2512 to 5604 and encodes 1030 amino acids. The record is from RefSeq and is a predicted model, not a curated record. Lineage: Eukaryota; Metazoa; Chordata; Mammalia; Artiodactyla; Delphinidae. The transcript is spliced from 21 exons. Gene Ontology annotation, biological process: proteolysis; extracellular matrix organization.